Messenger RNA from Mya arenaria, 2979 nucleotides. RefSeq names its product tripartite motif-containing protein 2-like. Gene Ontology annotation, biological process: positive regulation of DNA-templated transcription. Gene Ontology annotation, molecular function: ubiquitin-protein transferase activity; zinc ion binding. The record is from RefSeq and is a predicted model, not a curated record. The transcript has a single exon. Lineage: Eukaryota; Metazoa; Mollusca; Bivalvia; Myida; Myidae. Gene Ontology annotation, cellular component: nucleoplasm; chromatin. The coding region runs from base 215 to 2236 and encodes 673 amino acids.
AUUGCUGACAACGUGCUUAUCAAUUCUCUUUCACUCUCGAACAGCAACGAAAACGAUAUAAAACUCAUUAAAUAUUAAAGCAAUUAUUGGAUUGUUACUCAAAUACAGUUGUAUCGUGUAAAGAUAAAUCAUUGACGAAGAGCUACGGAUGUGUGAAUGAUGCUACAGAGUUUACGUUUUGCAAAGUAAAUUAAGAAAAGAAGUGAAGAGAAAAAUGCCUUCAAAGCUUGCGAUGGUAACGUGUGUUCUGUGCAAGGAGACAUACAAGAAACCGAAAUAUCUACCUUGUCUCCAUACGUUCUGCGAGCGCUGCUUGGAAGGAUAUAUAGUCAAGAUAGCUGACAUCUGUACGAAACUUAACAACAAGCUACCAGCAUCAAUAUUUGACAACAAGCCUUACGUAUGGACGGGAGACGGUUUUCCGUGUCCGGUUUGCCGCAAGCACGUGCAAAUGAGGGUGGAUCAGCUCAAGGGAAGUGUCCCACAACAGUGGGCGGCCAUGUUUCCCAUGAACCAACUGACAUUGAGUAUUCUGGGAUACGACAACAUCCCCACGGAUGAUAAUGUAUGCUCACCAUGUCAGAAAAUCGGCGAGCCAGAGCCAGCGGACCAUUGGUGCUUAGAAUGCGCUGAAGCACUGUGCAAGUCCUGUUCCGCUCAUCAUAGAGUGUUAAGAGCCACCGAUACGCAUGCUGUUGUUCAAAUUGUUGAGCUAAAAAAUCAGAAAGGUCCGAUGCGUCAUGAAGAGGUUUCUACUUGUCAUCCUCAUGGGGGUAAACUAAUUAAUUUGUAUUGUGUGGACCAUAACAAGGUUGCAUGUGACGAUUGUGCUAAAGAAGAGCAUAGAGACUGUGAAAAUCUCAUCGACAUAGAGAAAGUCGCGGGAGAAAUCAAGAAUUCGUCAGAAGCACAUAAACUACUUGACAAAUUAAAGGAAUGCAACGAAGAAAGCGAGUGCAUUAUACUGGAUAGGACAAGAACUAUUGACAAAUUGGAAUCAACCAAAGACGUCUUUCAAAACAACAUUCAGAAAGUAAGAAACGAAAUCAAUAAGGUCUUGGAUGAGCUGGAGAAAAUAUUUAAAGAAGACUUUGAAACAACUCACAAGAAAGUUACACUUGAUCUAGCGGACCAAAUAGGCAGAUGCCAUUUUCUACAGAAAGCUGUAGACAGUUCCAUGGGAGUUCUUAGAGCAGCAAUUGAACAUGGAACAGAUAAUGAACUGUUUGUUGUUGCUCACACGAUGGAAAAGGAACUUCACAAGUAUGAAGAAGUCAUUGAAAAAGAGACAACUGAUAUAUUUGAUAUCGACUAUGAGUUUGAAGUCAACUAUGAAAUAGAGCAUGUUCUGCUAGCACUUGACGAAAUAGGUUCAGUGAAGAUCAACAGAACACCAACUACUGUGUCACCCUUUGUUAAGAAACAUGCUAAGAUCAUUGAACGUUUUGACGCUACUUCGGCAAUGGACGAACGUUGUGCGGAAGUCACAGGUGGAACAUUUCUUCCGGACGACAGAAUCUUGCUUGUAGACAAUGCUAAUGAGAAGUUAAAGCUCUUUACACCAGAUGGAUACCUACUUUGUGAGCUGGAGAUGAGCUCAUCUCCAUGGGACAUUGCGUGCAUCCCUGGUGGAAUGGCAGCUGUUACACUACCAGAAGAUAAGAAAAUUCUCAUGGUAUCCGGGCUUAAUGACUGCAUUACACCGGUCGAUCAAUUCACAACCUCUGGCAAAUGCUAUGGCAUUGCGUAUUCCUAUUAUGAGAAAGAUCUCGUCGUGGCAUGUGACACUCCAGGUGAUGGUAUGGCAGUCGUGAAGGUGAUAACUCUAAGUGGUGAAGAGGUUCGUAACAUCUCUAUUGGUGAGGACGGGAAAAGUCUUAUUUCCAGACCAAGUUACGUUGCUACGAAUCCGUUUAACGCUGAUGUUUACGUCUCUGACGAUUGCAACAACACGGUUAUUGGAAUAACAAUGGGCGGAGACUUUCGGUUCAAGCAUAGUGAGUCAUAUCUGCAACUUCCCGUUGGAAUCGCUGCUGACAAUCAUGGAUGCGUUUAUGUCUGUGGGAAUGGAUCAUGUGAUAUACAUCAAAUGUCAUGUGACGGUCAAAGGAUUCGCCUUCUCUGCGAUGGAUUGCCCCACCCACGAGCGAUUGCAUUCGAUCCAUACGGCGAACGUUUUCUUGUGACGAGCGAUGGUUCCUACAAAAGCACUGUACAAGUUUACUCUUUGUUUUGAGCAUCUCUGACAGGUGGUUGUGCCAAGUUCAUAUACUAUUAUCGCACAUUGUGUUUUUCUAUCUUAGCGUUCAACAAUACAGUGUUAUAUAUAGUUUUGUUUUGUAUACUAGUAGAUGAAUUUAGGAAAAGGGUUACUGAAUGUGUAAGCUGUAAUAUAGUAUUGUGUUUGAUAUGGAUAUGAUAACAUGUUUGCUUCAAGUAAAAUUAAAAUAAUAAGUAAUACAAUCUAUUCAUUUAUAGGCUAGUAUUGUAUGGCUUUUUAAACAAUAUCUUUUUUUCAUAUGACGCAAUUGAUUAUAUCAUAUAUGAAUUGAUUGUAUAAUGCAUGAGUAGAUUAAAAGACCGUUGAACUGGUCAAGAGGUGAUUUGUUUGAACUCAUGAAUGACCGAUUAUAAAGAUAAGCAAUCGAGUUCAUACUACAUGUACCAAUAUUGGGGGCAAUCUCAUUAACGAUGGCACAGUACGAUCAUUUCAAGAUAAUAUUUCUGAGAAGUUAUAAUAUAUUUCUAGAAACUAUGAGCUUUCAUAGCCAUUUUAGGCAAAGUUUAUUUGAUUUAGAAAGUCAAACUUCCUAUUUCAUUUGUGGCACUCGCUCAAUUUUUAUCUGAGCUUUUUGAUCUUCGAAUAUUUUGUCGUGCACUCGUUGAUAAGAUGGCAUCUAAAGUAUAUUAAAUUACAUUUUGAUUGCUGAGUUUGCGUAGCAUAUGUCUAUAUAAUGUAUACAGAAUUGUCAAUAAAAG